Oppiella nova is the source of this 303-nucleotide messenger RNA. The record is from the annotation of a GenBank genome assembly. Lineage: Eukaryota; Metazoa; Arthropoda; Arachnida; Sarcoptiformes; Oppiidae.
GUUUAGUAAAUGAUUGCACUUUUGAUUGAAUGGUGUUUUGAGUGAUAUAUUGGACACCAUCUGAGGACUAGUGAACCGUUGAAGAUGUCAUCCGAAGAGAUGUCAACUCACUAUUCAGUCCUUCAAUGCGAUGAAAAGGCGUCCAAACAAGAGAUCCGAAAACAGUACAAGAAAUUAGCUCUUAUGACACAUCCGGAUAAGACUGAGUCCACGACUUCGUGUGAAGACUUCCAUCGUAUCGAUAGAGCCGUCAAAGUAUUGGACAACGAUUUAAGUCGUCGUCAAUACGACUGUCAACUCAUC